GCCAGGAGCUGAGGGGCCGGAGACGCAGCGGAGGCGGGCGGACAGACGGACGGACGGACUGACAGACAGAGGGGGUGAAGCAGAGACGGACAGCCGGAGGGGCGAGUCCAGCAGGGGUCCCGGCUCAGCCCCAGCAGCGGAGGCUCCCCACAAGGCCACUCGGGUGGGGUCUGCAGACGCUUCCAGGCCUUUCUGGAAGAAUGUCAGGGAGCCAUACCCCUCCUGCUGGGGGCCCCUUCUCAGCCCUGACCCCAAGCAUAUGGCCCCAGGAGAUACUGGCCAAGUAUUCUCAGGAGCCUGGAAUGCCCUGGAGGCCCUUCCCUGACGUGUGCCAGGUUGGCUGGAGAGAAGAGGCAGGGACAGGGCCAGCCAGGGAGGCCUGGACUGGACUGAGGAGAGGCCUCGUGGCCAAACAUAUUCCCUGGGGACCCUUUGCAGAGCCAGCCGCUUCAAAGGAAGAGCCAGUAGAGCAGCCGGAGCCCCGCUAUGAUGAAUUUGGUUUCCGGGUGGACAAGGAAGAUGGAGCCGAGCCCAACUCCAGCAAGCUCUUGGAUGGGCCCCUGACGGAAGACCCCCAGCAGAGGCUGAAGUGGCAAGCCCACCUGGAGUUCACCCAUAACCACGACGUGGGGGACCUCACCUGGGACAAGAUCGAAGUGUCCCUGUCCCGCUCGGACAAGCUCUAUUCCCUGGUGCUCGGGGGCAUCCCUCACAGCAUGAGGCCCCAGCUAUGGAUGCGCCUCUCCGGGGCCCUGCAGAAGAAGCACAGCUCCGAAAUGGCCUAUCGCGACAUCGUCAAGAACAGCUCCAGUGACGAGACCAUGGCGGCCAAGCAGAUCGAGAAGGACCUGCUUCGCACCAUGCCCAGCAACGCCUGCUUCUCCACCAUGAACAGUAUUGGGGUGCCUCGGCUGCGCAGGAUCCUCCGAGGGCUCGCCUGGCUCUACCCCGAAAUCGGUUACUGCCAGGGCACCGGCAUGGUGGCCGCCUGCCUGCUGCUCUUUCUGGAGGAGGACGAUGCCUUCUGGAUGAUGUGCGCCAUCAUCGAGGACCUGGUGCCUGCCGCCUACUUCGGCACCACCUUGAUGGGCGUCCAGAUGGACCAGCGGGUCCUGCGCCAUCUGAUCGUGCAGUACCUGCCUCAGCUGGACGCGCUGCUCCUGGAGCACGACAUCGAGCUGUCACUCAUCACCGUGCACUGGUUCCUCACGGCCUUCGCCAGCGUGGUCCACAUGAAGCUGCUACUGCGCAUCUGGGAUCUGUUCUUCUACCAGGGCUCGCUGGUGCUCUUCCAGAUCACCCUGGGCAUGCUCCGGAUGAAGGAGGAGGAACUGAUCCAGUCGGAGAAUUCGGCCUCCAUCUUCAACACACUGUCGGACAUCCCAUCCCAGAUGGAGGAUGUGGAGGUGCUGUUGGCCGAGGCCAUGCGCCUGGCUGGCUCCCUGACCCACGUGGCCGUGGAGACCCAGCGCCGCAAGCACUUGGCCUACCUCCUUGCCGACCAGGGCCAGCUGCUUGGCCCUGGCGCCACCGGCAACCUCACCAAGGUGGUACGGCGCAGAACGCAGCGCAGAAAGUCGGGCAUUGCCUCCCUGCUCUUUGGGGACGAGGACCUUGAGGCUUUGAAGGCCAAGAACAUAAAGCAGACGGAGCUGGUGGCCGACCUGCGUGAAGCCAUCCUGCAGGUGGCCCGCCACUUCCAGUGUGUGGACCCCAAAAAUGGCAGCGUGGAGCUGACCCCAGACUAUACCAUGGAAAGCCACCAGCGGGACCACGAAAACUACGUGGCGUGUUUCCGCAGCCAGCGGCGCCGGGCAAAGGCCCUGCUGGACUUUGAGCGCCACGAUGAUGAUGAGCUGGGCUUCCGAAAAAAUGACAUCAUCACGAUCAUAUCUCAAAAGGACGAGCAUUGUUGGGUAGGGGAGCUGAAUGGACUGAGAGGCUGGUUUCCUGCCAAGUUUGUGGAGGUCUUGGACGAACGCAGCAAAGAGUAUUCUGUGGCUGGAGAUGACUCUGUGACAGAGGGUGUCAUGGACCUGGUGCGAGGAACCCUCUGUCCUGCCCUCAAGUCGAUACUUGAACACGGGCUGAAGAAACCAUCUCUGCUUGGGGGCCCAGGCCACCCGUGGCUGUUUAUUGAAGAGGCGGCUGGCCGAGAGGUGGAACGGGAUUUCGACUCUGUCUACUCUCGUCUCGUUCUCUGUAAAACUUACAGGUUAGACGAAGAUGGAAAAGUCCUGACCCCUGAGGAGCUGCUCUAUCGGGCCGUUCAGUCUGUGAACAUGACUCACGACGCUGCCCACACUCAGAUGGACGUAAAGCUCCGCUCCCUCAUCUGCGUGGGGCUCAAUGAGCAGGUUCUGCAUCUGUGGCUGGAGGUGCUCUGCUCGAGUGUGGCCACCGUGGAGAAGUGGUACCACCCGUGGUCCUUCCUCCGCAGCCCAGGCUGGGUCCAGAUCAAGUGUGAGCUUCGAGUCCUCUGCUGUUUUGCCUUCAGUCUCUCUCAGGACUGGGAGCUUCCCAUCAAGAAAGAGGAGAAGGAGAAGAAACCUUUGAAAGAGGGUGUCCAGGACAUGCUGGUGAAGCACCAUCUCUUCAGCUGGGAUAUAGAUGGGUGACGGGGCCCCACUCCACCCGGGCCCAGGGGGGAGGAGGGAACACUCCGGCCAACAGUGAUAGGACCUUUAUUCUUUUGGUUUAUAAAUAAACAGCAUAUUGUGAAA
This is a messenger RNA of Trichosurus vulpecula (common brushtail), 2723 nucleotides long. It is a transcript of the gene SGSM3, whose product is annotated as small G protein signaling modulator 3. The coding region runs from base 201 to 2618 and encodes 805 amino acids. The transcript is spliced from 24 exons. Gene Ontology annotation, molecular function: protein binding. NCBI's taxonomy places the organism in Eukaryota, Metazoa, Chordata, Mammalia, Diprotodontia, Phalangeridae. The record is from RefSeq and is a predicted model, not a curated record.